Molecule: messenger RNA, 783 nt
Organism: Purpureocillium lilacinum
Lineage: Eukaryota; Fungi; Ascomycota; Sordariomycetes; Hypocreales; Ophiocordycipitaceae
Source: RefSeq, a predicted model, not a curated record
AUGUCUAAACGCACCGUCUUCACAUCCAUCACGCCGCUCCCCGCCGGCAUCUCGCGGCAGACGGCCCUCUCCUUCCUGCACAACCACCUGGAGAUGAUCGACCUCAACCCGCUCAUCGUCCGGCACGAGCGCAUCCCGCCCCCGGCCCACUGCCCGGCCGAGGAGCGCGGCUGCAUCUGGUACCAGCUCACCGACAAGGUCUCGUACCUCCCCGGCGGGCUCGCCGCCAGCGACGUGGACUACACCUGUGCCUUCCACGACCUGCCUACCGGCUUGCAGACGCACUGCUACGCGCCCCUGGGGCUCGACAUCCGCGAUCGCUGGUCCGUCGGCGGGUCCAUGCCGGGGGAGCCCCGCGAGCCCGUCGAGCUGGGCAUCGGCGCGCCCGCCACCGGCCUGUACCUCCGCGAGGACGUCGACAUGCGCUGCAACAUCGUCAUGGCCGCGUUCGUCAAGAAGACGCUCAAGAAGUCCCAUGGCGCGCUGGUCGUACGGCUGGCGGAGAAAGCCAGGCUUAUUAGAGACGAGGAAGCCAUUGCCGCGAAGAACAGACCGCUGCCGCAACCCCGGCGCAUCAGUAUCCCCCGCCGUCUGUCCUUCCAAGGCGAGCUAUCGCCGACGCUGGAGAAGGGCCCCGCCCUGCCGCGCCCAGAGCUGGAGGAGCAGCACAAUCACCCCCAUCACCAAAGCAGAAUCGGCAACGGGGACCUCAUGAAGCCGCUGCCGCGGGCGCCCUUUGAGCUGGCUGACACGGACCCCGGACGAAGAGUCGAGCUGGAAUAG